Necator americanus (New World hookworm) is the source of this 582-nucleotide messenger RNA. RefSeq lists its product as uncharacterized. The coding region runs from base 1 to 582 and encodes 193 amino acids. The transcript has 6 exons. Gene Ontology annotation, biological process: oxygen transport; response to hypoxia. The record is from RefSeq and is a predicted model, not a curated record. Gene Ontology annotation, molecular function: iron ion binding; oxygen carrier activity; heme binding. Lineage: Eukaryota; Metazoa; Nematoda; Chromadorea; Rhabditida; Ancylostomatidae.
AUGCAGAAAUCCCCUCGUCUUACCGAAUUCCAUAAGCAGGCGAGAUCAGAAUUUGCGCGCAAGAAUAUGGGAAUACAGUGGAACGAUGUGGGUUUCUCUGUUACCAUGCUACCCACCGCUGAAGUAAAGAAGCACGCCAAGCAAUCUCUAGAACUCGCAAAAAUCGGAAAAGGACCAAGCGAGCUCCAGAAUGGAAAGGAGUUCUACAAAUACAUGUUCACUAACCAUCCUGAUCUCCGCCGCUAUUUCAAAGGUGCUGAAUCCUUCACAGCAGAUGAUGUGGAAAAAAGUGAGAGGUUCGAAAAGCAAGGUCAGCGUAUUCUUCUUGCAGUGCACAUCCUUGCAGAUACAUUCGAUGACGACAUGACAUUCCGUGCAUAUGCUCGUGAAACCGUCAACAGACAUCGUCAAUACAAGAUGGACCCUGAACUGUGGAGUGCUUUUUUCACCGUGCUGGUGAACUUCCUUGCGUCUCGUGGAUCAGUUUCGGAUGAGCAGAAGAAGGCGUGGGAACAACUCGGGAAAGUGUUCAACGAAGAGUGCCAAAGUCACUUGACAUCCCUUGGUUUACCACAUUGUUAG